AUGAAGCCCCUGGCGGUUCUCGCCUCUGUGGCUGCCUUGGUGUCGCCUGUCUCUGCCGAACCGAUUCUCUACUCCAACUCCCUCAACAGUUGUCAGAAGGAUAACGGUUUCAAAGCUACUCUUUUCAACGUCGCCUUGACACCGAACAACGGAUCUGCUUUUGUCAAAGCUGUGGCAACCUCAUCCAUUCAGGGCAAGGUCAAAUUCGACAUCAGACUCUCAGCGUACGGCUAUCAGUUUCUUCAACAGAUUGUCGAUCCUUGCGAAAUCAACCUACCUGGUCUCUGUCCUAUGGUAUCCGGAAAGAUUCCCUUCAAGUUCAACCUACCUAUCGGCAAGGAAAAUCUUGCUCAGGUACCUGGAAUUGCUUAUAGUGUUCCCGAUCUCGAUGCUACUGUCCGUGUCUACGUCAACAUGUCCAGUACCGGCGAAAGUGUCGCGUGUGUCGAGGCCGACUUCUCCAACGGAAAGACUGUUGAUCUCAAGGGCGUCAAGUGGGCUACUGCCAUUAUUGCUGGUCUUGGCCUGAUUUCUUCAGCCAUUGUUUCCGGCGUUGGCCACGCCAACACCGCUGCUCACGUGGCUUCCAACUCGCUCUCUCUCUUCGGUUAUUUCCAGGCUCAGGCUAUUCUCGGCCUUACCAGUGUCGGACUCCCCCCAAUUGUCUCUUCAUGGACUCAGGAUUUCCAGUGGUCAAUGGGUAUCAUCCGCGUCGGUUUCAUGCAGGACAUUUUUACUUGGUACCAGCGAGCAACUGGUGGUGAACCCGAGUCUAUUCUUUACAACGUUGGUCAGGUAUCAGUUGAGAUCCAGAAGCGAAGUCUGCAACUUGCCUCAACCAGCGUCGAUCUUUUCAAGCGUAGCGCAGCGAUGAUGCCCCGCGGUAUCACUGCACCGAUUGGCAAUGCUGCUGGGGCUCUCGCAAAGCGUGCCAAUAUCCAGACCGAAGAUGGCACCUACGUCGUAUACGGCAUCCAACGAGUCGCCUUUAAGUCCAAGAUCGAAACCACAAACUUGUUCAUGACCGGCCUCACUUUCUUCUGCAUUUUUGUUGUCAUCACCUGCCUCGCAGUGGCCAUGUUCAAGGGUGUUUGCGAGUUUUUCGCCCGCCAGAAGUGGAUGGCCCAGGACAAGUUCCUUGAAUUCCGCAAUGGCUGGCUCACAGUCCUCAAGGGCAUUCUUUUCCGGUUGACCUUGAUUGGAUUCCCUCAGAUGGUCAUUCUUUGCCUUUGGGAGUUCACUCAGCAGGAUUCUCCCGCCGAGGUCGUCUUGGCUGUUUUCUUCCUUAUCGGCAUGACCUUUACUCUCGGUUGGGGUGCCGCCAAGGUCAUCCGCAUUGCCCGUCGCUCUGUUGCCAUGCACCGAAACCCAGCCUACAUCCUCUUCUCGGAUCCCAAGGCCCUCAACAAGUGGGGUUUCCUUUACGUGCAGUUCCGAGCAUCUGCCUACUACUUCAUUGUCCCGGUGCUUACCUACACUAUCGUCAAGGCGAUGUUCGUAGCUUUGGCCCAGAAGAACGACAUCGCACAGGCUAUUGGCUUCAUUAUCAUUGAAGUUGGUUACCUGAUCGCCGCUUCGGUUCUCCGACCUUGGAUGGAUAAGCCUACCAACUCGUUCAACAUCGCUAUCGCUGCUAUUAACUUCAUUAACGCCAUUUUCCUUCUUAUCUUUUCCAAUGUUUUUGGCCUACCCAAGAUCGUUGUUGGUGUCGUUGGUGUCGUCCUGUUCGUUUUGAACGCCGCAUUUGCCCUUAUUCUACUCCUCAUGCUAAUCGUUUCGACCGCGUUGGUGUUCUUCCGCAAGAACCCUGAUGCCCGAUACCAGUUCAUGGCCGACGACCGUGCUUCUUUCAUGAAGUCUCAAACUCAGGUCAAUGCUACAACUGAGCUAGAUGCUCUUGCAGCCACUGCUCGAGGUGACAAGGCCGGCUACAACAAGCACUUGGAUCUCGAUGAGGAAGACUCCAUGUCCUCCGAGAGUUUGAGGAGAAGGAACGAGCUGAACAAUCAGUCUCAAACCUCGUUCCAGAGGAACGAUGCACCCCCUCGAUCCCCUGUGAACCCUGCUAUGCCGCUCUUCCCGGCCGACGGACAACGGCCAUCGAGCCCCUUCCGCUCCGCGUCACCGAACCCGUAUCAACAGUCUGGGUCAAAUCUUUCUCAACAACGGUCGGCAAAUGACGGUAGCCCAGGCGGUUAUCGAUCACAGAACAAUGCUAGCCCUUGGCAGCGUGGAGCUGGUUACGACCAUUGA
Molecule: messenger RNA, 2253 nt
Organism: Fusarium sp. VM40
Lineage: Eukaryota; Fungi; Ascomycota; Sordariomycetes; Hypocreales; Nectriaceae
Source: the annotation of a GenBank genome assembly